This is a messenger RNA of Fusarium subglutinans, 705 nucleotides long. RefSeq lists its product as uncharacterized. NCBI's taxonomy places the organism in Eukaryota, Fungi, Ascomycota, Sordariomycetes, Hypocreales, Nectriaceae. The record is from RefSeq and is a predicted model, not a curated record. The transcript is spliced from 3 exons. Bases 1 to 705 code for a protein of 234 amino acids.
AUGGGAAUAACCAACGAUGCAGAGACGGCUUGCAAUCAGCCACUAGACAAGUUCAGACGCCCCGGUGUCAACUUCACGCUCUGCCCGGGAUGCAAAAAGGCAGCAACACAGCAUCUCAUUCGAGAACAUGCCCAGCCAUGUUGGUUCAGCACUACAGGCUGGCCCAAGAUCGAGCGGUCUCUAUAUCUAAAGCAGGAAGACGGUUCUUCCCACUCAGCUGAGUUCGAGAACAUCGUCCCUCACAAGGCAAAUCGUGGGUGCAACGGCGCCACAAGGAACUCCAAGACGCUGGCAUCUGCUUCGACUCGUACGACAAGCGCAGCACAGGCUAUCCAAGCGUCCGAGUCCAUCUCCAACGCCGGCGACAACUUCAUGACCACGGUUGAAAUGCACCGCGCCAAGAUCGACGAAGGGACUCAGAGGCUUAUUGAGUGGAACGUGACGAUUCUUCGGAUAUACCGUAUCUUGAUAGAGGAUGAGGUCUGUGAUGGUGACGUGGGGGGGUUGAUGGGCAUCCUGGAUGAGUUAUUUGACAAGAGGCGUGAGUUGGUGGGGGAGAUGAGGGAGACUGAAGAGGAGCUCGACGAUGCUUACCGAGAGCUGUUUGGUCUUGGAAACGAUGUUCGUUAUCCUUUUCCGGGAAAGGUUUGGGAGGAUCUGCUGCGAAGUGUUGUUCCCUUCCCAGUGAUUAUGGGCCGCAAGUAA